This is a messenger RNA of Haliotis rubra (blacklip abalone), 6959 nucleotides long. RefSeq names its product transient receptor potential cation channel subfamily A member 1-like. Lineage: Eukaryota; Metazoa; Mollusca; Gastropoda; Lepetellida; Haliotidae. Gene Ontology annotation, biological process: monoatomic ion transport; proteolysis; transmembrane transport. Gene Ontology annotation, cellular component: membrane. Gene Ontology annotation, molecular function: monoatomic ion channel activity; aspartic-type endopeptidase activity; protein binding. The transcript has 26 exons. The record is from RefSeq and is a predicted model, not a curated record. Bases 261 to 3785 code for a protein of 1174 amino acids.
UGGAGGAUGACGUAAACAUUUUUUGGGAUAUCGAAGCUUUCAGCUGGAACUGAUCAAAGUAAGAUCACAUAUCAUCAGACAUCGUUUCGUUGUACGGAGUUAUCACUCAGCUCUGGAACUUCUGAUUGAUACGUGAUCGCUACGGAAUAACUGCCUUAUUAUCAGUGUAACAUAAAAUUGUAUCACGACGUUAAAGAGCAUCAUUCUGAGGGCAGUGUGCCUUGGGACUUCAACUUUAGGCAGAUUGUGAUCUAGACAGCAUGCCGUUCACAGCUGAAUUAUUGAAAACUGGGAGACGAUGGUUAGGAUUAGAACAUCGUCUAGCAGAUGUGAGUCCCCACCCCCUGGAGUCCCUACCUACCCCCAAACCGACGUGUGGUCAGUGUAGGAGACCUAGCUAUAUGAUGGCCACAGGACAUGGUCUGGUGGUCGAUGGGAAGGACAAUAGCUCUCAGUUCGGGAGUCAAACAUCCCUCGCCACAAUCACGGCAUUGGAAGUUGCCAGUAGCGGUAACAUCAAGGAGUUUGAACGAAUCUACAAUCUAGACUCAUCUAGACUCAGUGUACAGGACUCCAAAGGGAGAGCCCCCAUCCACCAGGCGGCGAUCAAAGGUCGCAUACAGAUACUAGACUUCAUAAAGAAACAUGGAGGAGACCUCAACAUUAAGGACAACUCCGGCAACACAGCCCUACAUCUCGCCGUGGAGAUUGAGCAGGUGGAAAGUAUUGACUUCCUGGUGGAUGCUGGAGCCGACACCACCAUCAUGAACAGCAAGUCUAUGCCUCCGAUGCAUGUAGCGGCAGAUGGAGGACUCUACAAGUCGCUGGAGGCGUUGCUAAAACACGACGUCCUGAACGUGAACCAAAGAGGUGAAGACGGUGUCACAGCUCUUCACUUAUGUGCCCUCAAGAACCAAGACGCCUGCGCCAGAUUGCUGCUGGAUUACAACGCUAAGGUGUGCAUGAAAUGCAACUUUGGUUUCUACCCCAUCCACUUGGCAGCAAAGUCUGCGUCCGCUGAAACCCUGGAGGUCCUCAUCCAGGCAGGAAUAAAGAAUGGUUACAAAAGAGAGGACGUACUGUCCUUUAAGGACAUGGAAAACAACAUGCCGCUUCACUCUGCUGUCCAUGGCGGUGAUCUCAAGGUCGUUGAGGUCUGUCUUAAAGCAGGAGCGCCUGUCAACGCUCAACAGGAUGACAAGUCGACCCCCCUUCACUUUGCGUGCGCCCAGGGGAACCUGGAGAUGAUUCGUACGAUGCAUGACAUGCAGACAGACAACUUCCUCUCCGCCAUCUUCACCACCGACGUCCAGAACAUGACGCCAUUACACAGGGCAGCCAUCUUCAACCAUGUACCGGUCGUGGAAUUCCUCAUUGAGAAGGGCGCUGAUGUGGAUGCAAAGGACAUCCAAGAAAGAACUCCUCUUCUAUUGGCUGCUUCAAAAGGAGGCUUUGAGACAGUCACGUGCCUCCUAAGCAACAAAGCAGACAUCAAGGCCAAAGAUCACAACAACAGGAACUUCAUGCAUCUUGCUGUCAAAUUCGGUGGCAAGCUGAAAGAGUUCGGUUGCAGUAUUUUGCAGGGUAUACAGCAUUACCUAAACGAGAAGGAUGACUUUGGAUGCACACCUCUUCACUAUGCGUCCAAGGAGGGGCACCUGUUGGCCAUAGACGACCUCCUGAAGAUGGGAGCCGUCAUCAGUCCCAAGAAUAACAUGAAACAAUCUCCUUUCCAUUUCGCUGCAAGAUACGGACGUUUCAACACUUGUAAGCGACUGUUGGAGAGCGAGAACGGGCCCAACAUCAUCAACGAGACUGACGGUGAUGGCCGUACCGCCCUCCAUCUUGGCGCCCUCAACGGAAACGUCAAGGUGGUGACUCUGCUUCUACAGAAAGGGGCGGUGGCAGCUAGAGACAGGGAUAGCAACACGCCACUCCACCUAGCGUCGUCAAACGGCUACACACAGUGCAUGAGGCUACUACUGGGUGUGCACGCCAACCUGCUCGACGUCACCAACGUACGCGGAGACACGGCCUUGCACGUGGCAGCUCUGAACGGCAACACGAACGCGGUGACCCUUCUGAUGACCAUGGGAGCAGAGUUCAGCAAAAACACCAAUGGAAGGUCAUUCUUUGACCACGCCAUUGAACAAGGAAAAUCCGAAGUUGCAAUUGGCAUUGUUGGUCAUGACAGAUGGGAAGACGCAAUGGACAUUUGUUCCAACGUGUUCUGCGGCCCAAUGAUUGGGCUCAUCCAGCAAAUGCCGGAGGUCUGCAUGGCCGUGCUAGAUAGGUGUCAGACUACGUCCAACCACGACAAACGAAGCAAAGAUUAUUAUAUAGACUACAACUUCAAGUACCUGCGUUGUUCGGCCAGCUUCAUGUUGCUGAAGAAGAAGAUGGGAGAGGAGUUUGAGCCUAUGCCACAACUUAACGCGAUGGUGAGGAACGGACGGGUUGAUUGUCUGUCGCACUCAGUCUGUGUCAACUUCCUGCAGAUGAAAUGGAACUAUUAUGGGAAGUGGAUAUACUCUGCCUACCUGUUUAUCUAUAUCGCCUAUCUGGCCCUACUAACAACCUUCAUAGUCAACCAUGACUCACUUCAGCAUCACGACGCCGGCCUCAUUGACAACAACACGAUGGAGAUGCUGAAAGGGAACAGCAAAGGCGGCUACCGGUUCAAACCAAUGUACGCAGUGGUACUGUGGUUGAUAGGAAUAUACGCUGUGAUCAAUAUGAUAAAGGAGGUAUUCCAGAUGGUAACCCAGAAAUGGCGUUACUUCAUGGACAGACAGAACUUCCUGGAGUGGUCCCUGUACAUUGCCACCCUCUUGUUUAUCGCCCCCUUCCUGUUCCAUCGCUCCUUCCACUGGCAGUGGGAGGCCGGGGCACUGGCGGUCUUCCUGGCCUGGUUCAACUGUCUCGUCUUUCUGCAGAGGUUUGACUUCUUCGGCAUCUACGUGGUGAUGUUCCUGGAGAUCCUGAAGACUCUCCUGCAGGUCAUUUGUGUCUUCUCCAUCCUCAUCAUCGCCUUCGGCCUCGCCUUCUUCAUGCUGCUCAAACAUGAGGAAUCGAGGGCCUAUUCUAGUCCUGGGUUGGCGCUGUUGAGGACGGUUACCAUGAUGUUGGAGAUGGACUACAUGGAAUCCUUCAACAGACCCUUCACCGAUGACCUCGGCAACACCCUUCACUUCGGCACAUUGACGUUGUUCCUCCUGGCUGUGUUCGUUCUCCUCAUGCCUAUACUUCUCAUGAACCUCCUGAUUGGUCUGGCUGUCGGUGACAUCGAGUCUGUUCUGAGAAAUGCCCGCCUCAAGAGACUAGCUAUGCAGGUUGAGCUCCACACAGACAUGGAACGAAAAAUGCCGAACAAGCUAUUAACCAAAGUUGAUAAGACCACCCACAGGAUCUACCCCAACAAAUGCAAGCACAUGGUCUCCCAGCUGCUGUCGAUGGUAAUGUCAUAUGACGAAGAGAGCAGCGACUUUGCGGACGGCCAGAAUUGUUACAACAACUACAUCUACGGAGAACUCUACAAGCAGAAAACUAGAAUGAAGGACCUGAGCGCAUCCGUCGACAAGAGCCACCAGCUGCUGCGGCUGAUUGUCCAGAAGAUGGAGAUCCAGACCGAGGAUGAAGUGUGGGAUGAAGGACUGUCCCCCUGCGACAGUCUGGAGUCUAUGCUUCACCCCUCGGGCAAGGGGGUGUGGCCGUCGUCCAAGAGUGGGAAGCAGCUAUUGCAAAAGACAAUGGUCGUCUCCCGAUGGAAGCGCAACAUGCAUUAGAUGUGAUGGCGAUGCGAUGAGAUGUGAUGAAGAUGGAUGCAAAAUAGAAAAUGCUUGUGUCUGAAAUCGGACUGACAAAGGAGUUGAAAAGACAACGCAUUGAAGUGUGAAACCAUUUGAGAAAUGUCUUGAGCGUGUGAAGAAGGAAUGAGUGAGACUUUGGUGUGUAAAGACGGGGUAUUGUAUUGCUGAGGACGCUCUGGAAAACAUGUUCACAUGGGUUGGUAUGUAGAGAACAAAGGUCUAACGAAUCCAAGACAAGAGCUUAAAUUGGGAAGCGCCAGAGUACAGGAAUCGCAACAGGUGUCGCCAUUCGGAAACUGUUGGACUUAAAUAGCAAAACGGAUCUGUUUUAUAAGUUUAGUCAGAUCUCAAGCGAAGGUAAAUCAGUUUUCAUUACAAGUUUUACCAACAAGAUAUUCGCAGCAUAUGCGAAUGUAGUCUGUCUACUCAGGUAACCUUACCUUCAUUCCUGAAGGUCCACUUCAUAGUCGUGCAGUUGGAAUCGCAAAAAUUGAUUAACGAUUAGAUAUAUCAAAAUAUAUCCUUUUGGGGAAGAAAUAAUGAUAAUGCAUGAAGUAUUUAAUAACCAGACAUAUACUGAUGAAAUGACCUGAAAAAACUCUGUGGUGCGAAAAUGCAAAUGGUAUGUAUCUGACAUUAACUCCAGCAACAAAACCAGACAUUUUAGGAAACGAUCCCAUUGCCUCCUUGGGGAUGGUUACUUCCUCAGUCUCAACAAGUAAACUUCAUGUACUGAAUAUAUUUUUAUCCUUCGUAAACAAUAUAUUCCCUCUGAUGAAGCAUGCUGGCAGGUAUUCUGAAGACAUGAAGUAUCACGCGACAACUACUUAAGACGUCUAGGAAAUUUGAUGGCGAUACAUUAAGCAUGGUUGUGCUGCCCUAAAACUUCCGAAACAAGAAGUCGAAAAUGUCAAUAAGUGCAUUUAUUUACACACAAAAUGUUUUAUUGUUUACUUUUAUGUAUGUUUAUUGUUCACGUGCAAAAUGUCCAGUGAUUACGUUUCAGUCAUGACAUAACCUUUGAUACAGAUACUGAUCAGUUUUGCAUUUUUAGGAAGAAAGAAAUAAAACAGUGUUUUCAGCAUCACUGAUAAGAUGUCAAUACCGAAAGUUGCAAAAGAAUUUUUUUAAAACCUGAUCCCCUUUCAUAGUAAGCAAUUUCAUAUAGAGGUUGAAUCUCGUCUGUAUCAGUAUCAGUGUAGUGUGUCUCAUACGUUGUCAAUUUCAUAGGAUCGUAUGACAUUUGCACGUGUUGAUGUGAUAUGUAUUAUCAUUUUGUUCAUUAAAUUUUUACUUAUGUUUGGUAAUUAAAGUUCUGUCUGUUCUGUAUAGACAUGUGUAUAUGUUUCAUGUGGAUUAUGGUGUGCACAUGACUUCGUGUAUUUCUGUAUAGCUUCUGUAGUUAAUGACUGCGGGGGUUGGUGGACUCGGGGUGAGGGUGAAACGCGUGUUGGAACACAAUACCCGGAUACCCCUUAAAACACCCAGAAGCAACAAUGCACCAAACAUUUCAAUUUCAAUCAGAUACCAUUAAUUCCUUUCAAUUGGAAAUAAGACAGAUCUACAUUAUAGAGACUGGUGCCUUUACAGACCGCAUACAGGCUGUGUAAACGAUAUUGUUAUUAUUUCUUUAUACACCACGCGAUGUGCCUUAAACAGAUUAUACAAUGAGACUUUUAAAGAUUGAAUUUUGGCAAAUGUCGAUACAUGAGACCUUGAGGCAAUAUUACCAACUUGUGAUGUAUGGAUCUUUGAGUACCUUUACCCUUAAAAACAACAAGAGGGUCAUAUUAUCAUUCUGUGAAUAAAUCUCGUGCAAGAAAAUAUUUAUACAUGCAUUUUCAGACUCUCACAUUAUCGGUAAAAACGCCUUUGAGGCGCCUCUCAGAUGGUCACGCCAAACGCAAACUUUAAGAACAAUGACGCGCUUUUAUUUCCAUCUAGUUCCUGAAAGCCUGAAAAACUCAUGUUGAUACUACAACAUCCGUGCGAUUAUGCAUUCUAUGGGUCAGGAUGACAGUGUUUUUGCAAUUUCAUUUAUUACAGCCUCUAAAAUCUGUUUAUGGUCAGACCACAAGUCCUUGUUCAACAUUGUAAUAAUCUCAGAGACAACUGGCAAGUGUAAUUACUCACAACAGUUAAUCAGACAUGAUGGCAUGUUUAUUCGACUAACAUUGAACACGUGUUUCCGACUCACAGUAUCGUGUGUUUGCCCAAGAGUGAUUUAUCAAUGGAUGUAUUGGGUAUGGAAGACGCAAGGGGGCGGUUUACUAGUGUGCUUCUGUUUUAGAACCUUAUAGUUGGUGUGGCCAUCGAUCCGACAUAAAACACCAUGUUUACCCUGGGUACCUUUGUGUUUCUGUCCUGUAACCAAACAAACGGGUAACCCUCUCACUCGUCAUUUGCGUUCGGCACAAUUACCCCUUAAAUAAUCUUCUGUGUAAAUUAGCAGCUGUUGGUGUAACUAGAUUUGCCUGUUUUUAUCAUUGUUACAGCACAACAUUGGUCCAAUAUCUUUAGAAACAUUUAGGUCUCUUGUCCAUCUGUUAUUGAGUGCCUGCUGUGGCAAAGUAGAUUAUUCUGUUAUUAAUGUAUUGAUGUUAGUAUCUGGCUAUUGUACCCGUUUAGCAAUAUGGUACGUUCUCAUCCAGUGGAUGUUAUUCCAGUUAUAAGCAUUUAAAAGUUGUUGGGAAAAAACGAGGAAAAAUAUAAACAUUAUUAAUAAGUGUUCGAGUACCACUAACUAACGGUUUCUCAAAGGCUCGAAGGCCUGUAUGUCUCCAUAUUUACAUGUUAUAGCUAUUUGUACAAGCUCAUGAACACAAUCAACCCAAUUGUCCCGGCCACCAAUACAUAUAAAUCCUUUUGGAGUCGGAACUGUCAACGACAGAUGACACGACUACGUUUAGAGGUUCGUGAGAAUUUGUUGUUGGCUCCCUCUGUCACCGAUUUACCGCCUCACUUACAGUCUGUUUGGUUUCAUUUGAGACCGAUGAAUAGCUCACUAACACAAAAUCUAAUCAUUGCAAGAUUAGACCUUCGCCUGAAUCCGUAUAAACAUAUGGACGAUUCCUGUGAUACAUUUGUCUCUAUGGUGAUAAUGUGUGAUUAUUGUUUAUGUAUUGAGAGUAAUAAAAGUUGUUGUUGAUA